AUGAAUGAAAAAUACCUUAUCAAUAAUAUUCUCGUUAAAAAUUACACGAUAAAGAGAUAUAACAAAUGUCUCUAUAAAAAAGAAGAAGAUAAGAAUAAUGUCAUUAUUUUUUUAUAUAAAUUUUGUAAAUAUUAUAAAGAAUGGAGUUGCUUUGAAAGACAUAAAAUAUGUUGUGAAAAGAAAAGGGGAAAGAAUGUUUGUAUUGAAUAUACGAAUGAUAGGAAUAAGAAAUUACAGAAUAUAAAAAACAGAAUGUUAAAAUAUAUGAUUGUAUAUAAUUUCUCUUUAUUAUUUUAUAUGUUUUUUGUAUUUAUUAUAAUUCAUUUUUUUCUUCUCAUACUUUUAUUUUAUAGUAAUAAACAUUAUAUACAAUGUACCAUACCUUUUGAUGAUUGUCCAAUAAUUUUACAUGCUCAUUUAAAUAAUUUCUUAAAAAAUACAAAGAUUAAUAAUAUAUCCAAAGAAAAUAUUUACUUAUUUUAUAAAAACAUGUUAUUAUUACUAGAUCAUAAUGAAAAACAAAAACAAAACAAAAUGAAACAUCAAUCUAACAAUAAUAAUAAUAAUAAUAAUAAUAAUAAGAAGAAGAAGAACAAGAAGGAGAAAGAGAAAGAAACAGAAAACCAUUUUAAUCAUAGAUUUUAUAAAUAUCAAGAUUAUUAUUAUUAUUAUUAUAAUAAUCAUAUAAAAAAAAAAAAAAAAGAUAAAAUUAACGAUAUUUAUUUGUUAAAAAAAAAAAAAAUUUAUACAAUAUUAAAUACACAGAAAGUAAAAUGUAAACAAUGUGAAAUUAUUUUUAAUAUAAUAGAUAAUGAAACAGUAGAUGAUAUAUUAAAUUUUUAUGAAGUUAAUAAAUGUAUAAAACAAAUAGAUAGUACUUAUUGUGUUAACAUAAAGGAUGAUACAAUAUAUAAUAAAAAAAUACAUAUUUAUAAAAAAUACACAGGACCAAUCAGACAAACAAAUCAUUUUGAUAUACUAAAGAAACACAAAAAUAUAUUAAGUCGAUAUUCUUAUCAUGAUGCAUACAUGAAGGAGAAGGUUGUCAUUCGAAACAGAAUAAAAUAUUUGUAUCCCUUUCUUCAUGAUUAUUUUUUAAACUUAGAUUAUUUUAAAUUAUAUGACAACCUAGAGAGGAAAAUUGAAGUUAACGAAGAGAGCUUGAGGAAAUUCCCCUUCCUGUCCGAUAAAAGCUUAAACCUCUGCCGUUCGUCUUACAAAAAAAAAUAUAGAAAUAGCACCUUUUAUUGGAUAUGCCCAAACUUUUAUAAAGAAAAAAAACAUCUGGAAGAAUAUAAAAUAUCGAAGAUGAUUGAUGAAUUUUUAAAUUUCCAUAGUUUAGGAUACGCUCAUAAAAACAAACAUAUGAUAGAAAUGUCCAAAUCAAACCCUCUAAGAUAUACAUAUAAGCAUUUUGGAUAUAUACGAGAUGUGCUGAAGCUUCCUUUUCGCGUAGAUAUAUAUAACAGAUUUAAAAUCUUAGAAAAUGAAUUUCUCGUGACAGAAAUAAUUGAGAAAAUGUACAAAGCCUUUUUCUGCGACAAUAAAAAGAAAAGCAAGAAACAUACUACGAGUAGUGUAGAGGGAAAUGAAUAUAAAAAAGGAGAAAUGAAUAAAGAGAAGAAAGAUACUCAUAAGAUAAAAAAUGCUACUAAUAAUAGUAAAGAUAUUAAUAAUUAUUAUAAAGAUAUUUAUAAUUUAGUUAAUAACAACACGAAGGAAUACAAAGAUAAGCAAGUUUUACAUAGAGAAGUGAGUUCAGAAAAACUAGCUUUUUUUCCUAAGGAAUAUACAAAAAAACUUAAGCUAGAAGAUGUCUUAGGGGAUAAAUAUAAUAUAAAACAUGUUGAUAGAAAUAAUAGGGGAAACGUUAUUCCACAGAACAGGGAUAGUAAGAAAGAACAAAUUACAGACGAAGAGAAUGAUACACAGGGACGUAUAAAUAAUAUUUGUAAAAAUAUUGAAAUAGAUGAAAGUGAAGAAGAAUAUGAUGAUUACUAUGAUUAUGAUGAACAAGGAGAAAAAGAUGUAGAGGAUGAAGAUGUACAAGAUAAAGAAGACAUAGGUAAAGUACAUAAAAAAGAUCAAAGAGUUUCAGACAUUAAACAUGUUUUAAUAGAAGAGGUUCCUAAAGAAUUUGAACAAAAUAAUCCUUUUAAUUAUAAACAUUCCAAAUAUAAUUUUACUAAAGAAAUAGUAAUAAUAUCUUCAUCUAUCUUUUUUGGACAUAUGCAAAACUUGUUUAACUAUAUCUUUUAUUUUGUGUGUCUUCUUUUGGUUAUACAAAUAGUGUUAAUACUUUUAUAUAUAUAUAUCAAAACUAAUGAUGAAGUUUCUAUAAUACUCAAGGAUAUGGAGCAUACCGAGGAAAUGUCUAAGUAUCUUAAGAGACUAUCAAAAUAUAUGCUGAAUAAAAAGUAUGUUAAUACGAACAUACAACAUUUUAAAGCAGGCAGGCACGUGAGUAGUGUUAAUUAG
Plasmodium falciparum 3D7 is the source of this 2478-nucleotide messenger RNA. RefSeq lists its product as uncharacterized. The record is from RefSeq and is a predicted model, not a curated record. Lineage: Eukaryota; Apicomplexa; Aconoidasida; Haemosporida; Plasmodiidae.